This is a messenger RNA of Phacochoerus africanus (Common warthog), 1664 nucleotides long. RefSeq names its product centromere protein N (gene CENPN). Bases 103 to 1122 code for a protein of 339 amino acids. Lineage: Eukaryota; Metazoa; Chordata; Mammalia; Artiodactyla; Suidae. The record is from RefSeq and is a predicted model, not a curated record. The transcript is spliced from 11 exons. Gene Ontology annotation, biological process: chromosome segregation; CENP-A containing chromatin assembly.
CGGCGGGAACUGCAAUUGGUAGCUUUGAAGGUGCAGCAGGCGGGAAUAGAUGAGGAGAGAGCCGGCCUGCGAUGUGGAACGUUUCGUUACAGUGUCAGAGAGAUGGAUGACACCGUUGCCGAGUUUUUCAGGAGGACCAUCUUGAAAAUCCCAAUGACUGAAAUGAUGACGAUCCUAAAAGCCUGGGAUUUUUUGUCUGAAAGUCAACUGCAGGCCGUAAACUUCCGGCAGAGAAAGGAGUCUCUUGCUCAGGACUUGGUUCUGCUCUGUCAGGAGAAGCGUGCACGUCUCCACGACGCAGCCCUCUUAGACAUCAUUUAUAUGCAGUUUCAUCGGCACCAGAAAGUUUGGGAUGUUUUUCAGAUGAGUAAAGGCGCAGGUGGAGACACUGACCUUUUUGAUAUGGAGCAAUUCAAAAGUUCAUUCAAGAAGAUUCUUCAGAGGGCCUUAAAAAAUGUGACAGUCAGCUUCAGAGAUGCUGAGGAGAAUGCAGUGUGGAUUCGAAUUGCCUGGGGAACACAGUAUAGAAAGCCAAACCAGUACAAACCUACUUACGUGGUAUAUUAUUCCCAAACUCCAUACGCCUUCAUUUCUUCCUCCCAGCUGAAGAGCAAUCUUCCCCUUCUGGGUCAGGCACUGACAAUUGCAAGCAAACACCAUCAUAUUGUGAAAAUGGACCUGAGAAGCCGCUACCUGGACUCUCUGAAGGCUAUUGUUUUUAAACAGUAUAAUCAGAACUUUGAAACUCACAACUCUUCUAUACCUCUACAAGAAAGAAGCCUUGGGCUGGAUAUACAUAUGGAUUCAAGGAUCAUUCAUGAAAACAGAAUUGAAAAAGAAAGAGUCCAAGGAGUGACUCGGGAAAUUUUUGGAGACUAUCCCCAACCAAGACUAGAGUUUGCACAGUAUAAGCUUGAAACAAAAUUCAGAAGUGACUUAAACGGGGGCAUCUUGGCUGACAGAGAAGAACCCCUCCGGUGCCUGGUGAAGUUCUCUAGCCCACAUCUUCUGGAAGCACUGAAAUCCUUAGCACCAGCCGGUAUUGCAGAUGCACCACUUUCUCCAUUGCUCACUUGCAUACCCAGUAAGGGAAUGAAUUAUUUUAAAAUUAGAGAUAAAUAAGGUGUAUUUGGUUUUGUAAGCACAGCACCCUUGACUGUGUGCAUAUGCAUUUUAGUUAAUGGCAAGCUGGAUAGCUUCUAUCUAUGAACUUGUUUUAGAAAUUCAUCCUUGAUACUGACAAUUUAGAAAUGUUAAAUAUAAUUCUUGAGACUGAUUCUUUCCUCCUCCUGCAAAGCAUAGCAGUUGUGGGCCUUUAAAAAGUGACAGGAUGCCUUUUUUUUCCCCACUCCUGGCUCUUCUUGAUCCUGGUGAGGUCUGGUUCUACUUGAUAGUUUCCAGGGAUUUUCUCUUAAGCCUUGAAUCAUGAAAAAAAGCACCAAGAAACUAUACCCAACUCAAAACUUCCUAGGAGAAUUGCAAAAUUGGUCCAUCAAAGGGGCCAUGAAAUUAUUAUUGCAGGAGGUAGAAUAUCAGAUUACUCAGCUAUAUAAAAUAAUGAUUUCAUUGUAAAUAUGAUAUUUCGAUAUUUCUUAUAAAUCUUUUUUAUACAUAUGGCAUCCAAAUGUUAUAUGGAUUUGUGAAUAAAGACAUUUAAAAACUGG